GCCGGCCCAGCCCGCCCAGUAUCCCGCCCUCACUGCACUGCUCGUCGUCGAUGGAAGGUAUAUCGCUUGGACUUUUGACCAUGUUGACAUCACAGUACAGGCUGGAACCGGAUCAUUCUGUGUGUCGACUGUGAAUUUGUCAUGUUUGCCAUUUGGAUAUUGUACUUCUGUCUUCGUUACAGUUAGAUCACCAAAAUGACUGGGAGACUUGUUGGUAUCCAUUUGGCAAGGUUUGCAAGCUCAUCGCCGAGGAUAGGCGGGCUUUUCCGCGGGGUAAGCACAGCAGGAAGUAAUUCCAUCUUCUCCAAACAACUGAAAAGUAGCCCGUCAGAGGUGCCGUCAAGUCGGUACAUGAACCUCCCCUUGAUAUCUUUGACGAAAAGCUACUCAUCGGCACAGACGACAAAUGCGGUCUUUGCUCCGCCUUCAUCAUUGGGAGUGCAGACGGAAGGUGCAUCGAAGGGUCACUGCGAUGCUGUGAGUGACGUACGGCUGGACGACGGAGGCAAGCAACUCAUCAUGUCUUGGGAAGGUGGACAGAGCCAGACUUUCCCGUAUGUCUGGCUCCGGGAUAACUGCCGCUGCUCCAAGUGCUUCCAUCCUGUAGCCCUGGCUCGCUUGACCAUGGCCCACGAUCUCGACGUCGAUGUCACCGUCGCAUCGGCUGACAAAUCUCCCGAAGGCGAUGACGUGAUCAUCCACUGGGACGACGGUCACGAGAGCCAGUUUCCCUCGGACUGGCUGGCGGCCUACCGCUUCGUCGACUCGCAGCGAGACCAAAUCCUCAAUCCGAAGUAUAAGCUCUGGGGUGCGGAUAUCGACCUCCAGAGCUUCGAGUUUGGCGAGCUGCUUGAGGACGAUCGAGCUCUGCAUGACUGGCUGGCUGAGCUGGUGAUUCGAGGCAUUGCCGUGGUGAAGAACACCCCGUCCGAGGUCGGCCAGCUUCACAGGCUGGGAGGACGAGUGGCCUUCCUGCGGUCUUGCAACUACGGACCAACUUUCCAAGUGAAGAGCAAGGUCGAUCCGAGUAACGCAGCUUACACAAGCGGUCCUUUGGCCUUGCACACCGACCUCGCGUAUUACAUUCGACAGCCAGGGAUCCAAAUGUUGCACUGCAUAGAACAGGCUGAGUGCACUGGCGGCGAGAAUCUCUUCUCCGAUGGUUUCAAAGUCGCCUUGGAUCUGAAGGAGGUCGACCCAGAAGCGUUUCGGCUCCUGACGACCGUCCAGUUCGAGUUUUUCGACGUGGGCACGGAUCACUAUGGCAAAUUCCACCAGUACUCCAGACACCCGACCAUUGAAUUGGAUGAACUUAAAGAAAUCGCUUCUAUCACUAUCAGCGACCACAGCCGAGAUCCCAUGCUCCGAGUUCCGCCGGACCAGGUGCAGCCGGUAUACCGCGCCCUCAGCAAGUACUGCAAAAUGCUCGUCGAACCACAAAAUCUUCUCAAAUACAAAAUGGAAAAAGGAGACAUUACGACGUUCAACAACCGUCGAGCUUUACACGGCCGCAGCGCUUUCCAGGUGACGAAGGCUAGCGGGCGCCAUCUUGAAGGCAGCUACCUCGAGUGGGAUGAAGUCAACUCACGCCUGCGUGUCCUGGCUGCAGAGCUCCAAUCGAAAUAGUGAAAAGAUGUUGGCGACAGAACUUCUCAAAACCCAGGAUGGGAGUCGUCCCAGAGCCAUCUCAGUUCCGUCUGAUUAUAGACAUGUGAGAGACUAAUUUGAAAUAAUUAUUGAGGUUUUUUUUACCAAUCGAUCGAAUCAUCGUACCAUUCUCUGAACUCUGCAGCAGGCCUAUGUGGCGCGUGCAUGUGUAACCUGGAAAAAUGACACACUUGGGGAACUCGCGAAAACUACUACAACUAAACUAAACUUGGGAUCUUUGAAGGGAAAAGUCGCGAGGAGACUGAAUUAAUAGGGACAAGGGACACAAAUUCUAGAUUUCGAACAAAA
This is a messenger RNA of Patiria miniata (bat star), 1956 nucleotides long. RefSeq names its product gamma-butyrobetaine dioxygenase-like. Gene Ontology annotation, molecular function: gamma-butyrobetaine dioxygenase activity. NCBI's taxonomy places the organism in Eukaryota, Metazoa, Echinodermata, Asteroidea, Valvatida, Asterinidae. Gene Ontology annotation, cellular component: mitochondrion. Gene Ontology annotation, biological process: carnitine biosynthetic process. The record is from RefSeq and is a predicted model, not a curated record. The transcript has 6 exons. The coding region runs from base 196 to 1626 and encodes 476 amino acids.